Molecule: messenger RNA, 1587 nt
Organism: Sinocyclocheilus grahami
Lineage: Eukaryota; Metazoa; Chordata; Actinopteri; Cypriniformes; Cyprinidae
Exons: 13
Coding region: 1-1587 (528 amino acids)
Biological process (GO): lipid transport
Molecular function (GO): lipid carrier activity
Source: RefSeq, a predicted model, not a curated record
AUGAAUCACAACCUGAAGUGCUGUGCAGAAAGGGCAAAGGCACACAUACAGAUACAGUACAACCAUAAACAGUGCCUGGAAAGGUCCUUCAUCAGGAGGCAAGAGUCAUUGGAGAAGAACCCCCUGCGGUUCUGGCUCGAGGGGGGAAAGGUCACAAAGCUCUGCCCACAGGAGGCUGAGCAGGUGUGGACUCUCAACAUCAAGAGGUCCAUUCUGAGCAUGUUCCAGACCUCGCACUCGGGACGAGCCAGGGAGACAAUCAGAGAGUCAUUGGAGAAGAACCCCCUGCGGUUCUGGCUCGAGGGGGGAAAGGUCACAAAGCUCUGCCCACAGGAGGCUGAGCAGGUGUGGACUCUCAACAUCAAGAGGUCCAUUCUGAGCAUGUUCCAGACCUCGCACUCGGGACGAGCCAGGGAGACAAUCAGAGAGAGGGGACUGUCGCUGGUGAAGAGCCGAAGCCUCCAGCAGUGCCUCAGUGACAGAAUCGAUCAGUUUUGGAGGCACUCUGUCCCACUGAAGGAUGGCAUGACGGUGAGUGCCGGCCUCACAUGCAUCCAGCUCUAUGAUGGAACAAUGCUGAAGAAGGUCAACUGUACAGAAACAGUGUCACUGGUUCCACUGCCAGGCCUCUUAGAAGUAACAGAAACUAAAACCAUUUCAAGCCUGACUCUCCUGAGAACCCUUGAAGUGAUUCCAUCGGAUUUGGGGCAGAACGCCGGUUACUUGACCAGUAUUGUGUUUGAGGCUGAAGGCCAAAUCUCAGGCAGACAUGGUGGACCAUCAGUUCAAGAGGUUUCCAACACAGUGAGGAGGUUGUGCGCUCAUCUCGCAAAUCAGCAACAGCAAUCUGAGCUUCUCCUGAAUCUGGUGCUCCAGUUGAGAACCUUGUCGUCCCAUCAGUUGAGAGACUUGUGGCAUGAGGCCUCCUUCAAAUGUCGAGAUGACUGGCAGCCCCUUCUAGAUACUCUGUCAGCCUGUGGAACUGAGGAUUGCAUCCUUGUCACUACAGACCUCAUACUCAACAAAGAAGUGGACCAGGAACAAAUCCAACCUCUCCUCAAUACUAUCAGUUUUGCUUCCCACCCUACUUCAUCCAUGAUUAGCCACCUUAGUGCUUUGCUGCAGAUACCUCUUAUCCGUCCAAAAGCACUGCUGGUUGUGUCUUCACUGGUCCACGGACUUUGUCAACAGGAACAGGGUCCAUGUAACGAAAUCUCUGAAGUCCAACAGUUCGUCCAUGUUCUGAAUCAGAGUCUUGAUGCAGGAUGUGAAGUGGAUGAUCAUUUGCAGAUCACAGAGCUGCUGCAUGUGUUGAAAGCAGUGGAGAAUGCAGGAGCGGCUACAUCAGAUCUCAUCCCCACACUGAGCCGCUGUGUGCAGAAUCAGUCUGUGCCGCUGGAGCUUCGGCUGGCAGCUGUACGAGCAUUCAGGAGAAUCCCAUGCCAUCAUGACGUCAAGGACAACUCUUGCUCGGGCAUUUCAAAGCCAGCAGGAGAAUGUGGAGGUCAGAAUCGCAGCAUAUCAGCAGCUCAUGCAUUGUCCAAACCAGGAGAUUUUCACAAUUGUGAAGACGACUUUAAGCAUUGA